GUUGUAUGCACACACGUUAGUUUUUAGGAAUACGUAACUGGAUGUUUCUCCUGUUCUGAAACAUGGCUGGCUCAGUUUAUGUAUUAGUGAAAUUUUGUGUAUAAAGACAUUAAAAGAAGCUGUCUUGAUCAGUAAACGUUUCAUUUACAGAGACAAUGACUUCAAUACAUUUUGUUGUACAUCCGUUGCCUGGAACGGACGAUCAAUUAAAUGAACGAUUGAAAGAAGUGGCAGAGAAGAUUAACAGAUAUGGAUUUGUAACAUCACCAGCGCUUAACGGUCUAAAGACCUCCGUUAAGCGACUAGUUGUAGGACCUACUCACAUUGCUCUUCUUAUGGAGGACAAUAGAAUUUGUCGAGUUGCAUUCACAGUUCUUUACGAUAGAUUGGAUUUAAGAAAAAAUGAACCUAACAGAAGUACCUCAAAAAGUCAAGUGGGAAAUUCAACUUCUACACCAAGCGGAAGCGGAAACACUGGGACUGGAAGUCGAGCGGGUAUAUCACGUUCUCGAGCAAGAAUAAUGCGAGGAAGUUCAGCAAUCAGAGGAGGAAGUAGUGGAAGUGGUAGUGGAAGUAGCGGAAGAAUAGGACCGCCGGGAGUAAUAAUGGGAGGCAGCAGCAGCAGCAGCAGUACGCGACCCAUCGUUUCUGUGCCAGCUCCUUUUGUUCCCGAUGAAUUGAUUGCCCAAGCCCAAGUAGUUUUGCAAGGUAAAAGUCGAAACAUCAUCAUGCGAGAGCUGCAGCGUACAAACUUGGACGUCAACUUGGCAGUUAACAAUUUAUUAUCCCGAGACGAUGAAGAAGGCGACGACGCGGAGGACGCUGCCGAUGGCUAUGUACCAGAAGACCUUAUAUCUCUUUUAGACGGUGGAUUUAGUAACGAGCACUCUGUCAUCAUCGACGCAGAUUCCAUGUUCUCGGAGGAUAUGUUUGGCUAUGGUGGAAUAAGAAAUCGCAGUAGUUCAUCAAGAAGGCUUGGGAGUGACAGGGACGGAGAACGUUCAACGGAACGGGAUAGGGACAGAGACAGUUUCAGUCGAUGGAGGGAUCGUCAGUAUUAUGGACCUCGGCGAUGGUUGGAAACUGCUUUGAAAGACUCCUGGGAGAAGGAUCCCGACAGCAAGAAAAAAGAAUUGGUCUCACAAAGUCCACUUUGGAUAUCUGAAGAAUUGGAGUGGUUCCACGAACGAAUUGGCGAAUCACCACCGAAAUUUGUACAAAUUGCAGCUCUCUACAGUGAAUUGAUAGGCGUGUCCUCGACUGGACAAUUGUAUCAAUGGAAAUGGGCAGACUCUGAACCAUAUAAGAAUCCUGAAAAUCCAAAUAUUCAUCAUCCUAAGACAAUAAAUUUAGGCCUUACGGGAGAAAAGAUUGUCAAUAUUUCGGCGACUGCGAUCCGCUGUUCCGUCAGUACAGAAAGUGGCAAAGUUGCCACCUGGUUAGACGAUUUGCUCGGUCCUGUUGCUUCUCGAUUAGAACACCCUGCACAAGCUUUCUCCGAAUUUAUUCUCGACAAGAUUAUAUCUCUUCACACUUGCGCACUAUAUACAGUCGCGAAACUCGAGAGUGGAUCUCUUUAUUGGUGGGGUGUCUUGCCUUUUGCUCAACGUAUGAAACUCUGGGAGAAAUACAAGGCGAAAUCUCGUAAACACAAGCCAUCCACAGCAUUGUCUGCCGAAAUCAGCUAUGGCACUCAUGUCUGCAUGAAGAACAGUCCCAUCUAUCAACCCGGAGCAAUUGGUUUCACUAUCGCCAAUGGCGUUCCCAAAGUUGGACAACUGCUGUCAGCUGUUUGGAAUUUGGAUGCUAUUUGCAGGUUCAAGAUCCUUCCCCCCGGCUCACUGGCAAGUGCAGUCUCAUCUGAGAAAAGGGAAACCAAUGGCAACAACACAAAUAGUGGUUCCAGCAAUAAGACCAUUCACAAGGAAACUGCCGAUCGACUGGACAUGCCUCCUCCUCCGUCACCGGCAUCGAGCACCUGCAGUGAUACUGGAAGCAUUACAACGAGCCACAAGCGCCAAAAGAAAAUGGCUCCGAAAAGCGAAAGCGAGCCAGACAGGAAAGACGAGGAGGACUGGCAUUUGAAAGAAGUUGUCUUUGUUGAGGACGUGAAAACUGUUCCUAUUGGAAAAGUGAUUAAAGUUGAUGGAUGCUAUGUAGCUGUGAAAUUUUUCUCCAAGGAUUCCAAAGAGAAGGAGAAAGAGAGCAAGGACAAAGAUUUCAGUACCGCCGAUUUCAAGGACCUAACAGCUGAAGAAUUAAUUAAGCUUCUCGCGGACUGCAGACUCCUCAGAAAGGAUGAAUUGCAAGUGAUUAAACCUUCGAUGAACUCUCGAGCUCCAGAUUGCUUUCAGAGAACACCCAGACGAGUCAACAUUCCAGAAAGUUCAAACGAAAAUCUUCUCACUAUCGCAAUUGACGGACAAGGUAUUCACGCGAUCGUUAAGAAUGGAUUAAAGCUCACUUAUGUCAUCUACAAUUUAAGCACCGGCAGAUACGUUCAAGAUUGCUAUAUUCCCUCGGACUUGAAUGCAUUUUUGGGUUUGCAACCUCAGAAUAUUAGUUUGACCAGCGCCGGUGAAAAUACCGAGUGCUCGAUGAUACUUCGCGACGGCAACAACACCAUCUACCCGAUUGCGAAAGACUGUGCGGACGCGAUUCGUGAUUCCAAUUGGCUUGAUUUGACGCCUAUUUUGUGUAUUGGUGCUUCCACUAUUCCACUGCCGAAUAUUCCUUCAAUCAAUUUGAAGAAUCAGGUCGCAGUUAUUGCCCUUGCAUUUGAUAAUCUCAUGUUGAUGCCCCGAAUUCUCAGGUGUGAUUACGACGGCGUGAAGCAAAUCUUCGCCACUUUGGAACAGGACUCAAAAGGAUGCUCGACCCAGAUUCAAGCCAUUUUAACCGAACGUUGCGAUGGUAAUAGGAAUAUUCUUCACGCCUGUGUCAACAUGUGCUCACCCACUUCGAACAAGGAAAACGAUCAAGGAAUCGAAAGAGACUUGGUAACGAAUGCAGUCGACGCCAGUUCCGCUCCAAUCGAGGAACCUAUUCCGACCUUGAAUUGGCCUCCUGAAGCUUUCGACAACACAUCCGGUGAGGAGGACAGUCUCUUGAGUAUCGGCACUGCCAGCAUUUCAAUGAUGAACAAAUCGGGCAACAACGCCGCAAACAAUACCUACAUCAUCGAUUCGGUUGAGAGGCGAAACAAUGCACUCCUCAUUCUAAAGUACAUGUGUGACAAUCCUGUUUUGGCGCAAAAUUUGAAGGAACUGCUCUCAGCGAGAGACGCUCAAGGUCAGACACCAUUGAUGCUCGCAGUUUCUGCUCGCGCUUAUCACGCUGCGCUCAUUUUACUCGACACCAUUCAAAGAGUCAAUAGAGACGGUAAAGACAGCUCGCCUAUGAUUCUUCCUCCAGAUUCCAAUCCUGAUUUGUCUCCUUUGUUCGUCACUUGCUGCAAUGACACAUGCAGCUUCACGUGGACCGGUGCUGAUCACAUAAAUCAGGAUAUUUUUGAAUGCAGAACAUGUGGGCUGACUGGCUCCUUGUGCUGUUGUACAGAGUGCGCUCGUGUUUGUCACAGAGGACACGAUUGCAAAUUGAAGAAAACUUCUCCAACCGCUUACUGUGAUUGUUGGGAGAAAUGUAAGUGCAAAGCUUUAAUUUCUGGCUUGCAAGGAGCGCGUUACGAUCUUCUCUGUCGCUUAGUGACAAGUACCGAUUUAGCCACCAAGAUUAAUUCGAGGGGAGAAAGUAUUUUACUGUUCCUCGUGCAAACUGUCGGUAGACAGUCAAUUGAGCAGCGUCAAUUCAGAUCGACCCCAAGACAACGGCCAACUUCCGCCAGUCGGAAGACAACUUCGGCUGAUGGCAUUGGUGCUGAAGCAGACAUGCCUGAUCACGAUUUGGAACCUCCGCGAUUCAGCAGAAGAGCUCUUGAAAGACUGUUGAACGAUUGGCCAGCAGUUCAGUGUAUGAUAAUGUCAGGCGUUCAUGAAAAUCCGAUUGACCAAUUGUUUGGAGACCAAGGAAAUGGAAGUCGUCAAAGUGGAACUGCAUUGCUCGAUAAAUUCACUCAUUCCUUGAUUGUUAAGUGUAGUUGUGAAAUGUUGGAUACGCUACUGACAACUUUGAUUCGUGAAUUGCAAAACGAAUCAGUGCCAGGUCGACAAGAAGAAGCAACGAAUGUUGCCAGACGGUUUGUAAGAUCAGUCUCGAGAAUAUUUGUUAUAUUCACGAUAGAAAUGGCCCCGAACACCAACAAGAGAAGAAACACUUCAACCAAAUCGACAACUUCGAAUACAACGCAAACUUCACAGCCUUUGCUCAAGUGUCGUAGAAUCUUUCAAGCUUUAAUUAAAUUAGCGGUGGAGGAAUUGUGCGAAACUGCCGAUUCUCUGAUUGCUCCUGUUAGAUUGGGAGUUUCUCGUCCCACUGCACCAUUCACUCUUACGAGCUCUGCCAUUGAAGUUAUUAACGGAUCGGAAGAAUUGUUUUCAAUAGAGCCACUAAUUCCUCAUAAUGGAAUAAGUCCUCAGAUUUUAGAGGCGGGAUUACAGGCGCAGCCGGGAAACAGUAAUAUUGCAAUUGCAAGAGAUGUCUCUGCAAUGGACGAGACUGAAGGAGGCGAGGAAGUUCCAAUGGACAUUGAUGGCGAUGUGAGUGAACAUGAGGAAUCAGGUAUCUCUGGAGCAGGUGUCUCUGGACAAGCUCUUGGCGAGGUGGACAAUAAUGUUGGCGGAGUGGGAGAGGAACAAGCAGGCGAUGGAGAAUCUGAUGCCGAAUUGGAUCUUCUUGCUGAGGCUGAGGCUGAAACAGAUUCUGAUUCUGAUGACAAUCACAGCAAUCAAGAUGCUGCUUCUGCACAACGUAGUGUACAAACUGGAGCAACUGCGGGUUCUGAUGGCGGUAUGGGAUCUAUUUUGCUUUUCCCUGAAGUUGAAUCUGGUGAAUCGAGUCAACAAGAAGAUGACGAGAGUGAAGCUGGAGAAACUGAUGAGCAGGACAAUGAUGAAUUUCAAAUUGGUGAUGAACAACUAGAACGCCGAAGUGGUACAUCGGGCAAUUUACAAAGAAACAAUUUGGCUCCCAUUUCGAUGCAAUGGGCAAUAAGAAAUCGGGAAUCGAGUACUCGCACUGCUGGCUUAAGGGUAACUGGCGGAAGUAAUUUAGUCUUCAUAGAUCCAUCAUCGUUGAGACGAUCUUCUACAGCUUCGACAGUUGCAGCAGCUCAAGAACCUAUAACUAUGGGAACAACUGCAAGUUGUUUAGCAAGAGCCUUUGGAAUCGUUAUUAGACAAAUAGCUGAUCUCUUGACGCUGAUGCAUGACUACAAACUUAAUGCUCCAUCUCUUCCAAGACUUAUGGAAAUUACUUAUCAAGAUGCUAUUAACUUGCAAAUAUAUCUGGAAAGUCAUCUAAAGCCAACAUGGGAUUGGCUGUUGACUGUGAUGGACGCUACAGAAGCCCAGUUGCGAUUUGGAGUAUCGCUGACACGAAGUGCCGACCCAUCUCAUCCUGAACAUCCUCUAAACAAUGCGCCAUCACUUUCUGGGGGAAACUUUUCAGGCUUGUUUAAUUCCGCUGCUGUGUCUCUAACACUUCAAGGCAAUUCCAAUCGCAAUCAACGCAGCGGCAUUACUGCUAGCUCGAAUAUUUCCUCGUCUCAAGGAUCGACGAGACUCACUGUUGGUUUCACUGGUGUUGGUGAUCCUCCUAGAACCAACAGAGAUCGCGAAGGAGGAGACGCACAUUCAUCGAGGCGAGAAUUUUUGUCCUAUUGUCUGUCAUUGAUGAGAGCACACAACGGAGAACAUAGGGACAGUCUUCCUGUCUUGGAUGUUUCUGCUCUUCGACAUGUUGCUUAUGUUUUUGACGCUCUUGUUUACUACAUGCGUUCUCUCUCGGAUCCAAGAGGGGACGCCCAGAAGGAUUCUUCGUCAUUUUCGACGUGGAAUGAUCAGGACGAGAACGAAAAUGAAGAAGGGGAGGAUGAUACUUUGCCAGGAAACGCUGCAAUGGAAUCCGAUCCAGUGGAAUAUCCAGAUUUAUUGCAGGUUCCAGUUUGUGGAACGGGAAGUAGUAUUAGUCAAGCGGGAAAAGGGAGAAAGCAUCCUUUCUUGCAAAGAUCAGACUCAACAUUGUGUCUCGGUUGUCCGCCAAUCGAUCCAUUCGAUACAGUUAUAAGUGAGGCAUUACCACUAGCUGAUCAGCCGCAUCUACUGCAGCCACACUCGAGACGCGAGGAUCUGUUCGGUGUUCCAAGACAACCUCUGGUGUCGAAUCCAAACUCUAAUCAAAAUACACUUGAGGGUUUACCUACCCGACUCGGUCUCUCGACUCGCAGUAUUGAUAAUCAAAAUACCGGCGCAACUCUAACCUUGAGUCAGAUUAUUCAGGGACCUGGCUCCAGUACUGUGUCUGACAAUCGACGCAAUUCAUUAAACACAAGUGAACCCGGUUCGAGUAAAUGCACGGACAAAUCAAAAAUUUUAAAUUCCACUGCUGAUGGACAAUCACCAGUGGCAAGUGAACAACUUGACAGAGCUCCAAUUAUUGUAUCGCCAAAUAGUCAAGGUGAUGCUGCUGCUGCUGCUGCACCGAGUGGAAAGAGUAAAGACGCUUGUAAAAAUGGCAGAAGUGUCAUUGUUAGAGCAGGAACUGUAUCGGAAUCAAAUGUAAAUAAAGUUGGUGCGCCUGAUGUUCUUGUGGUAUUAGCCAUGGAGGCGCAAAAUGUCACAGAGGAAGUUGAUCCCACGGCAUCGAGUCAUGAAAUUUCGGCGCAUGAAACUGUCGAAACAAGUCCUAUAGAAACAACUAAAACAGUGUCAACAAUUGGUACGAAUAUUUCACACAACAUUUUACUUGGACGCUGGAGACUCUCGCUCGAUUUGUUUGGAAGAGUUUUUAUGGAAGAUGUUGGACUUGAAGCAGGAUCUGUUGUAUCAGAAUUAGGCGGCUUUCCUGUCAAGGAAGCUAAAUUCCGUAGAGAUAUGGAGAAACUAAAAAAUUCUCAACAAAAAGACAUUACUCUUUCAAAGGUUGAACGUGAUAGAACGCAGUUGCUGGUCCAAACGAUGAAGGAAUUAAAUACACAAUAUAACCUUUACAACAGAAGAGCCACGAAUACACCUCCUUUAGCGGUAAAUCGAGUUAAAGUAACAUUUAAAGACGAACCAGGAGAGGGUUCUGGAGUUGCUCGAGGGUUUUACACUGCGAUUGCUGAGGCGUUAUUGGCAAAUGAAAAACUUCCAAAUCUCGAAGCUGCACAAGUUGGAACUAAAUAUACGCAGUAUAAUGUUUUACAAAAAUUAAAGAGCAGAGAUCGCGAUCAUAAUCUUAGAAGACAGACUUCACGAUCUUCUGGGAAGUGUAGGGAAACACGAAGAGCUUUGUCAUUUGACGCUCGAUCCUUUCAUCCAUCGAGUGCAGUUGAAGGUGCUAGUGGAUCCGGCACUGGUGGUUCAUCGGCAAAUUCUCAUUCGACAACUGCAAACCAUUUAAGCAAUGAUCAUCUAACGAUGCAUCAACAACAGUUGGGAGAUAGACUCUACCCCAAGGUGCAAACAUUGAGACCUACGUUAGCAGAAAAAAUAACUGGAAUGUUGUUGGAACUUUCACCGGCGCAAUUAUUAAUGUUACUCGCGACGGAAGAGGCUCUAAGGCAAAAAGUGGACGAAGCGUUUGAGUUGAUUCAUAGUCACAGUCAGGAUCUUGCUAAUGAGGCACUUUUAGAUUUAGACGUUUUUAGUUUAACUGAACGCUGCGGAAGCAGCAAAAAGAAAAGCAUGGAAAGUAUAUUCUUAGACGAUACAGAAGAUAAUGCUCCUCUAUUUUAUUCUCCGGGGAAGAGAGGUUUUUACACACCUAGGCAAGGUAGAGCUAGUUAUGAACGAUUAAAUGCUUUCAGAAAUGUAGGAAGGCUUAUUGGAUUAUGUCUUUUACAAAAUGAAUUGUGUCCAAUAUUCUUGAAUCGACACGUAAUCAAAUAUAUAUUGGGUAGACCUAUUCGGUUCCAUGAUCUUGCAUUUUUUGAUUCUGUAAUUUACGAAAGUCUAAGGCAACUAGUGAUUGAUGCAGAAACUAAGGAUAGUAACAGUUUAUUCUCAGCACUGGAGCUCACGUUCAGCAUUGACCUGUGCCAAGAAGAAGGAGGAGGCUCAAUCGAGUUAGUACCCAAUGGUCGAGACAUUGAAGUAACAGGAACCAACGUUUAUGAUUAUGUGCGAAAGUACGCAGAAGUGAGAAUGAUUAAAGUGCAGGAGAAAGCUCUGGAUUCGAUGAGGGAUGGCGUCUUUGAUGUUCUUCCGGAAGGCGCAUUGGAUGGUCUAACUUCUGAAGAUUUGAGACUUUUACUGAAUGGCGUUGGUGAUAUAAAUGUCUCCGUUCUAAUAUCCUAUACUUCAUUUAAUGAUGAAUCUGGAGAAUCAACAGAGCGGCUCGUCAAAUUUAAACGAUGGCUUUGGUCUAUUGUGGAGAAAAUGUCUCACGUUGAACGACAAGACUUAGUAUACUUUUGGACUGGAUCCCCAGCGUUGCCUGCAAGUGAAGGUGGUUUUCAACCAAUGCCAAGUGUGACAAUCCGACCUGCUGAUGACAUGCACCUACCAACUGCAAACACUUGCAUCUCUCGACUUUACGUUCCACUGUACAGCUCACGACACGUGCUACGUCACAAAUUACUUCUCGCCAUAAAGGCAAAGAACUUUGGAUUCGUAUGAACUUUGUUCUCUGUAUACUUGCGAUAGUCCUUAAAGGAAACCGCAAUAAGCAUUAUAACAUAUAUUAUGAAAAGAAAAUGCAAAAUAUGUUGUUAUUUUCCUUUUUCUCCUAGAAAAAUUUAUAACAUUUAUAAAUUUGUAAGGUGUAAUUAUAAUAUUUCAUUAUUUCGAUCAAGGAAAUUGGUCUUCGUCUUAAUAAGAUUUUAUGUUAAUGUGUCAUAUUUAGCCUUUAUAGAAAAGAAAAACGAAUAAAUCUUUCUCAACUAUUAUAAAUUGUUACGGACAUUCAAAUGUUUCGACAUUUCAUUCACCCAAAAAAUGGAGAAAAUAAGCUUUUUCAGUUUUAAAAAGAUUAUCAUUAUUAUAAUUAUAAAAAAAAGAAUAAACUUUGUAAAUGUUGAAUCAUCGAAACAAAAAUCAAUCACACAAAUGAAAUCUGUAGGAAAAUUUACAUCGUAAGUGAAAAAUAAAUCCCAACAGUUGGUAAAUUUUAGAAACAGUAAUAAAAAAAUUGAGAAAAAUCUCA
This is a messenger RNA of Leptopilina boulardi, 9243 nucleotides long. RefSeq names its product E3 ubiquitin-protein ligase UBR5 (gene hyd). Bases 156 to 8717 code for a protein of 2853 amino acids. Gene Ontology annotation, biological process: protein polyubiquitination; DNA damage response; regulation of double-strand break repair. The transcript has 16 exons. NCBI's taxonomy places the organism in Eukaryota, Metazoa, Arthropoda, Insecta, Hymenoptera, Figitidae. The record is from RefSeq and is a predicted model, not a curated record. Gene Ontology annotation, molecular function: RNA binding; ubiquitin binding; ubiquitin-protein transferase activity. Gene Ontology annotation, cellular component: nucleus.